This is a messenger RNA of Funneliformis geosporum, 1050 nucleotides long. Lineage: Eukaryota; Fungi; Glomeromycota; Glomeromycetes; Glomerales; Glomeraceae. The record is from the annotation of a GenBank genome assembly.
AUGGUAAAAAAACUAGAUAAAAAUCAAUUGGCUGAAAAGAUAGAGAACAUUUUAAAAAGUCAUCAAAGUCCUUAUGAGAGGAAGAUUGCUUUGUUUAAUUUGGUAAAAAACUUGGAAGUAGGAGACUUUCCACCCGAAAAGAAAAAAAGGGUGAAUUACCUUUUACAAGGACACUUAUACAAUGAAUUAGCCAAACAAAGUAUGGACGAAUACAAGAAAACUACCGGAGAAAGAAGUAAAAGUAAGCAAUUUUGGAGAUAUACUUUUCUUGAUAUUCAAACUGGUAAAGAAGAUUGGUUUUUAAAUAAUUACCGAAUAGGUUAUAUCCCUAAUUUAAGUGGUAAAUUAAAACUGGAAUGGGAUAAAAAGGAAGAGUUAAACAAAGGAACUAAAAAAGUAGAUGACAAUCUUACGAGGAGACCAAUAAAGUUUAAACACCAAGAUUUAGUUGAGUUUGUAGAGGGAUUAAAGAAAUCAGGGGUUCCUUACAAGGAAAUUGCUACUGGAUUAAAAAGAACAAAAACACUCAGAGAAAUGUCCGAUUAUAUUUUUGAUAAAACGGACAAGAGAUUUUGUGUUGCUACUAUUUUCUUAGUAUUAAAAAAGAUUAAAUAUUCCUACCAAGUAAUUCCCUAUCGUCAUCCUCAACAAAAAGCUAACUUAGUAGAUGUUAUUGAGUUUAUGGAAAGAGCUAAUAAAUUACCUCCAAGACAGAUUUUAUCCACUGAUGAAAGUGGACAUCCUUUAAAUCUGGCUUCACGACGAGGUUGGGGUUUGAAAGGUCAAAAGAUUACUGACCAUAAACCUAGUUAUGAUACAGUAAAGACCGAGGUUUUUGCUAAUUUUCUUAAUAAUGUUAAACUCCCUAACAAGGAAAAAUAUUAUCUUUUGUUAGAUAACAUUCGAUUUCAUCAUGCUAAAAAGGUUAAAGAGUUGUUAACUGUCAAAAAUAUUGAACCCAGAUACAUAGUUGCUUCCAAUCCCUACUUAAAUCCAGUAGAGGAGAUUUUUAAUGUUAUUAAGCAGUAUGUUAAGAAGCAAAGACCAUGA